This is a messenger RNA of Rhinopithecus roxellana (golden snub-nosed monkey), 4025 nucleotides long. RefSeq names its product lysophosphatidylcholine acyltransferase 2 (gene LPCAT2). The transcript is spliced from 14 exons. Gene Ontology annotation, cellular component: endoplasmic reticulum. Bases 185 to 1819 code for a protein of 544 amino acids. The record is from RefSeq and is a predicted model, not a curated record. Gene Ontology annotation, molecular function: 1-acylglycerophosphocholine O-acyltransferase activity; calcium ion binding. Lineage: Eukaryota; Metazoa; Chordata; Mammalia; Primates; Cercopithecidae.
AGAGCCUGGGGCGUGUCAGCGCCGAAGGGGCAGGGCGGCAGCAGCCGGCUUCUAGGUAACUUGAGCGCCUGCGCAGAGGCUCCCCAGCGUCGCCGUAGGCUGGGUCUCUAGUGGGUCUUCGGCUCAGUAUUGGCUGCAGCGCCCGAGUAGGUCGCUUCGGCAGGGUUCCACGCCCGGCUCGACCAUGAGCCGGUGCGCCCAGGCGGCGGCAGUGGCGGCCAAGGUGCCAGCUGCCGGCGUGGGGAACGUAGGGCUGCGGCCGCCCAUGGUGCCCCGUCAGGCGUCCUUCUUCCCGCCGCCGGUGCCUAACCCCUUCGUGCAGCAGACGCAGAUCGGCUCCGCGAGGCGGGUCCAGAUUUUCCUUAUUGGGAUUAUCCUGCUUCCAAUUCGUGUCUUAUUGGUUGCUUUAAUUUUAUUACUUGCAUGGCCAUUUGCUGCAAUUUCAACAGUAUGCUGUCCUGAAAAGCCGACCCACCCAGUAACUGGUUGGAGGAGGAAAAUUACUCAAACAGCUUUGAAAUUUCUGGGUCGUGCUAUGUUCUUUUCAAUGGGAUUUAUAGUUUCUGUAAAAGGAAAGAUUGCAAGUCCUUUGGAAGCACCGGUUUUUGUUGCUGCCCCUCAUUCAACAUUCUUUGAUGGAAUUGCCUGUGUUGUAGCUGGGUUACCUUCUAUGGUAUCUCGAAAUGAGAAUGCACAAGUGCCUCUGAUUGGCAGAAUGUUACGGGCUGUGCAACCAGUUUUGGUGUCCCGUGUAGAUCCGGAUUCCCGAAAAAACACAAUAAAUGAAAUAAUAAAGCGAACAACAUCAGGAGGAGAAUGGCCCCAGAUACUAGUUUUCCCAGAAGGUACUUGUACUAAUCGUUCCUGUUUGAUUACUUUUAAACCAGGAGCCUUCAUUCCAGGAGUUCCAGUGCAGCCAGUCCUCCUCAGAUACCCAAACAAGCUGGAUACUGUGACCUGGACAUGGCAAGGAUAUACAUUUUUUCAGCUUUGUAUGCUUACUUUCUGCCAGCUCUUCACAAAGGUAGAAGUUGAGUUUAUGCCAGUUCAAGUACCAAAUGAUGAAGAAAAAAAUGAUCCUGUCCUUUUUGCUAAUAAAGUCCGGAAUGUAAUGGCAGAAGCUCUGGGAAUACCAGUAACAGAUCAUACCUACGAAGAUUGCAGAUUGAUGAUUUCAGCAGGACAGCUAACAUUGCCUAUGGAAGCUGGGCUGGUGGAAUUUACUAAAAUUAGCCGGAAAUUGAAAUUAGAUUGGGAUGGUGUUCGUAAGCAAUUGGAUGAAUAUGCAUCUAUCGCGAGUUCCUCAAAAGGAGGAAGAAUUGGAAUUGACGAAUUCGCCAAGUAUUUAAAGUUGCCUGUUUCAGAUGUCUUGAGACAACUUUUUGCACUCUUUGACAGGAACCAUGACGGCAGCAUCGACUUCCGAGAGUAUGUGAUUGGCCUGGCUGUCUUGUGCAACCCUGCCAACACGGAGGAGAUCAUCCAGGUGGCAUUUAAGCUCUUUGAUGUUGAUGAGGAUGGCUACAUAACAGAGGAAGAGUUCUCUACCAUUCUACAGGCUUCCCUUGGAGUGCCUGACCUUGAUGUUUCUGGUCUCUUCAAGGAAAUAGCCAAAGGGGACUCAAUUUCCUAUGAGGAAUUUAAAAGUUUUGCCUUAAGGCAUCCAGAAUAUGCUAAGAUAUUUACAACAUACCUAGACCUCCAGACGUGCCAUGUGUUUUCAUUACCAAAAGAAGUCCAGAUAACCCCCUCCAUUGCCAGUAAUAAAGUCAGCCCUGAAAAGCAUGAAGAGAGUGCCUCAGACAAAAAAGAUGAUUGAAAGCAGUAUUUCCAAUAAGGAAAACACAGUAGCUUUUGCUUGAAAUUAUAAAGGCACUUAUUGAUAAUACUUUUAAUGUGUUGGUAAUGAUGUUCAAAAUUGAAAGUUUUUUAAAUAAAAAUGAUAGAUUUUCUUACUAAAAAUGUUUUUAUUAACCUUACUUUUAUUGGAAAAAAUCAAGCAAUAUUUCUUUUUCUUUUAUGUUAUAUCGUACUUUACUGAUUCAUUUACUGGUGAUACAUAUGUUUUUAUGGAUUUUCUGGUUUAAUUUGCAUAUACAAAUGAAUGCAAUGGUCUUACUAUUGGUGAGGAUUGAGCAACCUCAUUUAAAGUUUUAAAAAUAUAAACACUUUUUAAUCUACUUUCCUCUAAAAAUCAAUAAUAUUCUAUUAUUUCUAAUCCUUUUCCAUUUGGGAAAUAAGAAUGAAGAAUCUGAGAAUUUUACAUCUAUAACUUUAAAGAUUCAUUUUCCAUUUAAAUUUCAGUGUCUUGGAUCACUGAAUAUGGGAAGGGAGAGCUUCACUAAUUAGAUGCAACUUCUUAAGAACUUAUAUUCUCUUUAACAUACAUCUCUAUUGUAGUUUUUUUCUCUUUUGUUUUUUGAGGUGGAGUCUUACUCUGUCACUUAGGCUGGAGUGCAGUGGUGCGAUCUUGGCUCACUGCAACCUCCACCUCCCCGGUUCAAAUGAUUCUCAUGCCUCAGACUCCCGAGUACCUGGGAUUACAGGUGCCCACCUCCACACCCACUAAUUUUUGUAUUUUUAGUAGAGAUGUGGUUUUGCCAUGUUGGCCAGGCUGGUUUCGAACUCCUGACCUCAGGUGAUCCACCCAUCUCAGCCUCCCAAAGUGCUGGGAUCACAGGCGUGAGUCACCGUGCCCGGCCUGUUGUAGAUUUUCUUAACUACUUGCUAAGGAAAUCAUAUCCUUUUACAUGAACUACAGGUUUAGAACUUGGUUUUAAGACAACUGCUAUGGCCAGAGGGUAAAUGGGAAUUGCCUUAUUGAAGGUAACGUUGAUUGGCUAAUGAGAAAAUGAAUUGUUUGCCACAGAGUUGAAUUUAAUUUGAGUUAGAUAGUUCAGAAUGUAGCACUUGCCCUAUAAAUGAAUCAGAUUUGUUCUAUUUAUAUAAUAUUAGAAUUAAUAUAUUAUCGUCCACGUGGGAAUUUUAUUUUGUUAAGUAGACUCUCAAAUUUUAGAGCUUAUGUGAAGUAUCUCCACAGAAAACACAAAAGGUUUCAAAGUAUCACCCAAAGCUAGGGAAUCAAAAAACCUACUUUAUUAAUGCAAGACCACAAUUUAAGACCCAGGCAGGAAUCCAACAGCAACAUUUUUCCUUUAGGUUAAGCAAUAAUUUUUCUGAAUUGCCAUUUUUAAUGGGUCUCAUACAUGCAUAUUGCUAAUAUCAUCCACGUUUGAGAUUUUCAACAAAGAACCAAUUUAUUAAUAUAAUGUACAAAAAUAGUUGGCUCAUUUUCUGAAUUCAGUCUUUGAAAUAAAACUACUUGUUUUGGCUGUGUUUCUGAAUGUACUGGUGAUUCAUCCCCAAGCUAAUUUUUUAAAGUCAUUUUUGAAGUUGGGAAGUCUCAUGAGAGAUGUUGAAGUAGGUGUUUAAUCAAGAGUCAUGAUUUCAAACUAGUUUUACAUAUUAAGCAGUUAGUGUUCUAAUUUAAUGGGUAAAUGUGUGUUUGGAUAAUUAAAUACCUGAAAAUUUUAUCCUUAGGUAUAUGUAAUUAUUUGCCUCUUAUAUGUCUUAAAGCUAUUUAAACAAGGUGUUCAGUGAGCCAAAACAAUUGUUAAAGUAAUUAGAACAGUAAGUCUUUAUCAUAGUGUCUGUCAUAUGCAAUGAAUGUAUGUAAUACUAAAAAUCAUGACUUUUAUCAAAUAAAAACCACACAUUAAUCCUAUUAAUCAUGAAAGCAUAGCACUGUAAGUUAAAGGUUUUCUAUGAGGCUCUUGAAAGUGAUCCCAUUGCUUUCCUGUUUUAGAAUAAUAUUUUAUGCUCUUUAUUUCCAUUUCUGUGAAUGUGAUAUUUCUAUUUUGUGAUUAUGUUACUAAAUAAACAAACUUGCUACAUAAAAUUCUUAGCAAUUAAAAAAAUUCUGAUUCUGCCAUUUUGUCUUGAAUGUAAUAUACCUUUAUAGUAUGUUUACAUAUUUAUGAAUAUGAUUAAUCAUUUUUGUUUGCAUUAAGCUUUAUGAAAUGUCA